AUGUAUGCCCAGCGCCCUUUGGCGUAUGCGCCGACUCCUUACAGCUAUACCCCUAAUCCGGCCUUAUCUGCGUCCAUCAAUCUCGAUGAGGAAGUUAAACUAGCCUCCAGCUCGGCCGAGCGCGAUCUAUAUGAGUCGCUGGCUGAAAUUUACAGCAUCAUAGUCACCCUUGAUGGCCUCGAGAAGGCUUACAUUAAGGAUGUGGUUACGGAAGCGGAGUACACAGAAACGUGUACUCGGUUACUGAAGCAGUACAAGUCUAGUUUGGGGGACGACAGCGUCGCCCAUGAGUUUGUCGAUCUGGAGACCUUCAAGCGAACCUGGGGGUUGGAAUGUCCCCGUGCUACCGAACGUCUUCGUAUCGGGCUUCCUGCGACUGUCGAGCAGGCCAGUCACAACGCACCAGCAGCUAAUAUGGGCUCGACAGCAGGCCCUAAUGGAGGUGCUUCAGGCAGCCUGAUCCUAACGGCCACGGAGAACUUUAUCACUUUCCUCGAUGCGUUAAAGCUGAAUAUGGUGUCGAAGGAUGCGCUCCACCCACUACUCUCCGAGGUGAUCCAGUCCGUCAACAAGGUGACGGACGGGGACUUCGACAACCGGGGCAAAAUCAUUCAGUGGCUAAUCACAUUGAACCAGAUGCGUGCGACAGAAGAACUGAGUGAGGACCAGGCGCGAGAGCUGUCCUUUGACAUUGAACAAGCCUACCAAGGGUUCAAGUCGACCGCGGACCUCGACGAGCCUCUCCACGUGUUCGACCUGCCUCAAAUCCAUACUAAACCGUCUGGAACCGAACUUCUACGAGCUCUUGAUAUCUUAGCGAUCAAACCAAAAAGUUUCGCUUCAAGUAGCCAUGAAGCGGUGAAGGCUCCAACUGUUCAUCCGACCGGAGUACCGCGCUAUUUGACGUCUAUCAUCUCGAGCCCCCUUUCAUGGCUAGAUACCGAUGAGCUUCGGGAAGCUGUUUGGGAUGCUGCUGCUGCUCGACUCAGCGAGCGCUCUGGGCGAGCCGCGAUGCCUGCCAUGUCCCGUGUCUUCACAAUUCCCAGUCCGUCGGGUGAAGAGCUGACCCUGACCCUGCACGAACCAUCCUUGACUGCCGACAACCUAGGGAUGAAAACCUGGGUAUCCUCGUACCUUCUCUCCCAACGACUCCACUCUCUCCUCGAAUCAACUCCGCAACUCGUCCCAUCUGAGACGACGAUCCCCACCCCAAAGACAGAUCGCACACUUCGGGCCCUAGAGCUAGGCGCUGGAACGGGACUUGUGGGCCUUUCCUUUGCGGCCAUCCGCGGACAGUCGGCUUCGAUUCAUCUUACAGACCUCCCCGAUAUUGUUCCUAACCUCGCCCACAAUACCGCCCUGAAUGUGGAGCUACUUACCAACACGGCCGCGACUGUCACGACUGGCGUGCUGGACUGGUCCGUUGCGCCCGAGCUUCUCCCUACUCAAGAGAAACAAUACGACCUGAUCCUGGCGGCCGACCCCCUGUAUUCCCCCAAGCAUCCCAAAUGGCUCGUGCAGACCAUCGGACACUGGUUGAGCCGCGGCCUUGAUGCACGCGUGGUGACCGAAAUGCCUCUGCGAGAUGCAUACUUGCCGCAGGUCCAAGAGUUCCGUGAGCGCAUGGGGCAGCUUGGUCUAGAGGCGGUUCAUGAGGGAGAGGAGAUAGGGUACGAUGACUGGGAGUCGGCAGAUGGAGGAGCGCUGGCAGUUCGAUGCUGGUGUCAACCCACCAAAAUGGUCAUCGGCCUAUUGACAAUAGCCGCAAUUCCCACCGUAACAGGUGUUGCGCUAGGCGUAAGCGAACAGCGCAAAGCAAACGAGCGCAAAAACGACGAGAGGCGCAUGGCCAAAUUCCUCAUCGACGUGGAAACCAACGGCGAAACCCAAGAAGACAGCGAAGUAUGCGGGAAGCGGUUCGUAUUAAGGAAUAACAAGGUUUAUCUCGAUGAUCCGAAUCCUUCGAAGCGUAAGCUUCCGUCGCAUACGGUGACUUCGUUUUACAUUGAGUAUCCGGAGCUGGAGGAGACGAAACAUUUGAAGCGGGGGUUGGGGCUUGUUACUACGAUUUCGGAUAAUCCGCCUAUGCUGGGGUGGAUUUAUGUGGAUAAGGAUACGCAUGAGUUGAAGUAUGGGAACCGCACGGCGAGUGUUGAACAUGUUGUUGGGCCGUGGGAUUGGACGGAGGAUGAGACGACGAUAACGCUGGAGGAGAGUCCGGAUUUUUAUGCGGUGCAGGAGGAGGAUGGGGACUGGGCGGUUUAUUUUGAUCGCGAUGGGGAUGAGUUGGAGUAUGUUCUGGAGGAACAGGACAAAUUGGAUAAUGCGUUUGCGCCUAUCGCUUUGAAGCGGAAGCUGAUUGAACAGCUUUUACAACAAGCCCAAGCCCAGCAAGCUAAGAAAAAUGAUAACUCGUGA
Messenger RNA from Aspergillus pseudonomiae, 2418 nucleotides. Its product is annotated as S-adenosylmethionine-dependent methyltransferase. The record is from RefSeq and is a predicted model, not a curated record. Gene Ontology annotation, biological process: endosome transport via multivesicular body sorting pathway. The transcript is spliced from 8 exons. NCBI's taxonomy places the organism in Eukaryota, Fungi, Ascomycota, Eurotiomycetes, Eurotiales, Aspergillaceae. The coding region runs from base 1 to 2418 and encodes 805 amino acids. Gene Ontology annotation, cellular component: ESCRT I complex.